This is a messenger RNA of Podospora anserina S mat+, 1296 nucleotides long. RefSeq lists its product as uncharacterized. The record is from RefSeq and is a predicted model, not a curated record. Lineage: Eukaryota; Fungi; Ascomycota; Sordariomycetes; Sordariales; Podosporaceae. The coding region runs from base 1 to 1296 and encodes 431 amino acids. The transcript is spliced from 4 exons.
AUGGGGUCGCCAGUUUCAAUUGGCGAUAUCAUCGCCAUGUCCAAGAUCUCUUGGAAGAUUGCCCAAGCCUUCACCAACGGACGCAAGUCUGCGCCCAUUGAAUUUCGCGAGGUUGAGAACCAGCUCUACUCCCUCAGCUCGGCCCUAUCAGCUUUCAAAGAUGCAUGUGGCGAUGACAUCGCUGCAGUCUCUAUCGAGUCUUCGUCACUUCCCAACCGAUUUCAAGACAAAGAACAACACGAAGGUCUGCAGAGUGUGGAUUGGCUGCUGAACAGCUGCAAUGAGACGCUGAGGCAUCUCGAGAAGCUCAUCGACAAGUACAGUGCUCUUGCAACCGGCUCAGGUCAGGAAAAUCCAGAGCCACGCUUUCGACGAUGGAGUGACACCUUGCUCAGAAACUACAAGAAAAUUGCUUGGACAACCGAGGCCGGCGACAUUGCAACCCUACGAAGUCAGCUCCUGGUUCAUACCAACAGCUUGCACUUGGUUUUGGGGACCAUCGUAAAAAUUGAGGAAAGUCUCGCAACAAACACACAAAUGCUCACAGAAAUUCAUUCUUGGUGGACCCAAAAUCUCAAAGGUGCCACCACUUCUACCGCCGAGAGCCAGUCCCUAUCGAACAGUUCAGCAAAGACCAUCGGCUCAAUUAAAUUUCAGGUAUCGCUUGCUGUGGAUAACGCACAACAGCUCAUCUGUCCUCGAUCAUAUUACCAGGAGGACUUGAACCAUUGGACCUCUCAACUGUUAUUGUGUGGCUGUGAUAAGGCUGCCGACCACCCCAAGCUCAGAGACAUUGGACUGUCACCCAUAACUUUCCCCUUUAAACAUGGUGGGAAGAAUAGGUCAUGGGUGCUCUACAAAGUUUUGGAAAGGUCGACGAACCGUCUGGUAUCUGUAAAUAUCAGUGAUGUUGCAGUUGAACAUAUCCGCGAGUUUCAAGAAUCAUUCAUCGAUCGUCUUGCUGAAGCCACUGCGAGAUCAAUGCUGCAGCAAGGCAUGAGCAAUAUGCUUGCUCACCCAGUACCUGAUAACACAGGGAUUCGGACUUUGUACACGCAAAGUGAUACAAAGAAUCUCUAUAAACUGAUGGCCGAUAUUACCUUUGGCGUCGGCCACAGAUCCUUGGUCAAGAAUGGGAUCAGUGGGAUUUCGCUCUUGCAAUAUCGAAGCCUUGGUCAAAGCAGCGAAGGCCAAGGGGAGGAAUAUGCAGAGCUACUGGUCUACUACAACAAAAGUGAAGAUAUCACGAAAAGCAUUCUCAAACGUAAGAGUUCGAGGUGCCAGAAUCGCAUCUAA